GACGAGAUUGAUGUCUUCGCCGUGGCCUGCUGUCAGAUGCGCAAUUAGGGUUGUUAUCGGUCUGCAAUCCAACAUGUUCAAUUGGAAGUAACACAUCUUGAUGCAGCCCAGACUCACAGCCAGCAGGUCCCUGAGCCACCUCCGACGCCUCUCCUCCACCACCACCACCGCCACGACCUCGUCCUCCUCCCCCGUCCUGCGACACCACCGCCGGCUCCUCUCCUCCUCCGCCGCAGCCCUCAAGAUGAAGGAGUCCGACAUCAAGCGCAACCCGCACCCAGACUUCAAGAAGGUCGAGGCCUCGCGCCCGGCCUGGACCCGCGACCCCGACGGCUUCAAGUACACGCAGACGGCCGAGCCCUCGUGGCAGUUCGGCUCCGGCGCAAACCACCUCGCGGCCCACGAGCACGGGCAGAAGCAGCACGUCACCAUCGACCCCUUCGCCGAGGGCCGGGCCCCCGUCAACAACUACAAGCUCCUCAUCUCCGCCGUGGUGCCGCGGCCCAUCGCCUUCGUGUCGACCGUGUCCCCAGACGGCAAGACCACCAACCUCGCGCCCUUCUCCUACUUCCAGGUCGUCAACCACGACCCGCCCCUGUUCGUCAUCGGCUUCGCCUCCUCGCUCGAGGGCGCCGCCGCCGCCAAACACACCCUGCACAACCUCGCCGAGACCCGCGAGUGCACCGUCAACAUCAUCAGCGAGCACUUUGCCGAGGCCGCCAACAGCACCAGCGUCAACGCCCCCUACGGCUCCAGCGAGUGGGCCAUCUCCGGCCUGACCCCGGCCUACGACUGCCAGACCGUCAGGCCCGCCCGCGUCAGGGAGGCCGUCUUCUCCAUCGAGGCCAAGCUCGAGAGCCUGCGCGAGUUUGAGAGCCGGAGCAGGCCCGGCACCAAGAACGCCACCAUGGCCGUCGUCGAGGGCACGCGCUUCUGGGUCCGCGAGGACGCCAUCAAUGAGGAUAGGAACAUCAUCGACCCAUCCGUCCUCCGGCCGAUAAGCAGGUUGGGCGGCAUCACCUACGGCCGCACAAUCGAGGGCUUCGAGCUUCCCAGGCCCGACUUUAACAAGGACCUCGGGGGCCCGGAGGGUUACGAGAAGCUCGAGGCGGAGAGGCGAGCCAAGGAUGAUGAUGGCCGUGCGGACGGGAAGAUAUAAUAGAAUUGGCCACCGGGAUCUGUAUAAACGAGAGACCAGCAUAGAACAGGUGCAUAUUUGAGAGCCUACUAUACGCGCACGCGCAAUUGAGUAUAGCAUCCGAAGAGCCUAGACCAAAACAAACAAGAACACAAUCAAGCUCAGCUUCACGGUAUAUUUCCCAAGUUGGAGUCAUCCCCAAGUCAGGCAUCAAUCGAGUAGCGUUCCCGUGGUAUCUCCCCUUGCCUCCUUCUACGUAUACGUAACUCCUAGAACGAAGCAAGCCUCCCUUACACCCAUGAGCCCAGUCCCCAAGACCGGAAAACACCUGACACCGGCCAAGCGAAAAACCUACAUCCCGCCCGAGAUCAUCAACACAUUUCCGAUAUCCAAGACCCCUGGCUUUCCUCAUGAGCAUCGCCGGCAAGUUGAGGAGGCACAACCAACACCGCUCCGACUAUACGGUUUUCAAAGAGAAGAAACAUAAAGCUCAUCGUACAAUCUUAGUCAAGGUCACCAAGUCGCACUCGAGGGAGCCCGUCAGACCUCCAGACUCUGUCCGACCUCAGAAAUGAUCCACUCGCACCCGAGCGGCACGUCCAUGAACGACUCGUGCUCGUGUAGCUCGUCCAGGAUGAUAUCCUCCACACUAUCAUCGUCGUCCAUCUUGUCCUUGACAUGAAUGAUCACCACCUUUAGCCCCUCGAGCUGCGGGCCGUCAAUCGGCCGGGUCUCUGUCCCGGCCGAGUUCAUGUUUGGGGCACUUGUACCGCUGGGAAUCGAUGUCGUCCGCCCUUGGAGGUCUGUCAAUGACAGUUCGGCCGUUGGCGUCGUGAUAUGCGGGCUUUCCACUGACACACUCCUCUGGCCCGAGUCCGACCGAGGCAUCUUCAUCGUCUUUGGGCUCACGGGCUCAUUGACACUGUCUGAGCUGUGCCUGGCCAGCGCCCGCGAAGCCCGCCGCCGAACCGCUAUCGUGGCGUCCUCGUGAGGUAUCCCCUCGCGUUUUCGCUUGCUGCCCCUCCUGUUCUCUCGUCGAGGGUCCGUCUCCUUCCUCCCCUUGUCCAUUGAAAUGCGCACCCGGGCGGCCUUAACUUCCUCGGCGAGGGUUGUCAUUUCCUGAACCAGGAAGCUCGGCGCCAAAUGGCCAAACAGUCGGUCCGCGGGCCUGCUGUCAUCAUAACUGCACUCGAUAAGGAUGGCUUUUAAUUUUCCCGUCGCGACCUUGGGCGCUGCCUCUUGCCAUAUGCGCAAGUUCCUCGGAUUCAUCGACACACUAUCACCCUCGACGUCGCCAAAGAUGAGCACCUCAACACCCGUCUCCACAUCCCGGAUGAAAUAUGAGCUGCUGUCAUACACACAAGCGUAUUCCGUCGGGCUCGGGCCGCCGCCUAUUUGGUUCAUCGCCCCAGAGCCCCUCCCUCCGCUCAUCGAAAUAGACCCCGGGAUGGCGGACCCCGCACGAUCAUGAGGCAUCAAGUGUGGUUGCUGGUGGUAGAAUGCCGCCAGGCUGGGGCUCGCGUUGUGGUGGGCUACGGACCGCGGGCUUAGCAUGCCAGUGCCGAAGCCCAUCAGGCCAGAUGAGGCGUCGAUGCUGUUGAGUCUGGUGUUGUUGCCGCUGCCGCGGUGAGGUGCGUGUUUUUCGAUAUUGUGGCCAUGGCUCACACUCCAUACCUUGACAGCGAGGCCUUCAUUAAACUCCAGAUAACCAUCAACGUUGCCCAUGGCCGGGGACCCGCCUUCGUUCAGCCGCAAAUAAGUAAAGAGACCAGCCCCGUGGUCUUCAUCCGAUAGGUUGGGCCAUAUUAUGUUGUUGAAGAUGUGCGUUUUGAGGGCCUGGAUCGUCCCUGGUAACCCAGCCAGCUUUUUUCGCCUCGGCCCUGACAGUCCAGCGGUGUUGAUGACGAAGGCUGAGAUGUGAUCGAGAUGAGGAUGCGUGAUGAGGUACGUGUCUACCAGAUCCGCAUGUAUCUUGGCUGCAUUCGUCUUUGCCGACGCCGAGUAAACCGUCAUUCCAGCAAAGGGCCCGCUCUGCAGCACGUAUGGUAAUGCAAGCUCGUCGGUCUCUCCCAGAUCUGGAGGCUGUGUGUCUCGCAGGAUUUGUGUUAUGGCGCCAAGGUGCACGCCGGCAUCGACGGCCAUUACGGAGCCCUUCCUCCAUCCCGACGCUAUCGAACGUACGAGAAACGCCGUCACGUUGGAUUCCAAGGGGCCACCCUGGGAGCCCUGUUGUGCAUCUGGUUAGCAUGCUGUCUAGACCGGAGCGGUGGUGUCACACCGUUCAGGUGCGCCGCCCUGCCGGGAACAGAAGAGCCCGUCGACUGGUGUAGCAGAAUGGACCGGACGACGAGGCUUGAAGGCGCGUGCCCCGAGCCCAAGUGAACAAAGCGGACGGCACGCACGCCCCUCCACUUGGAGAGACGAGCCGGGCUCAGGGCCAAACGAGGCUGAGUGUGGGGUGCGGCUGAUCCCAGCCCAGAUUUAUCUGUAGCUUGGCCCGGCAGGGCUGCAGGGGCGCUUGGAAACAACUGCUGCUGUCUGCAGGUAAGAAAAAAAUGGAUUUCUCCUCUAAGAGAAAGGGCAUGGAGAUCCACUGCGACCAUAGCCCCGGGCCAGACGUGUCCAAGCGUUCUGAAUGGUCCACAAAUCACUGCGUUGGCAGUCUGCAGGCCCGUCGAUCUCUUGAUCCGACUUGACCGAUUCGGCCAAUAGCAAGAUUCUGGAGGUGGUGGUGAUGGAAUUGGGUACUCUCUGAAGGGGGUGGGAGGAUGCGCCAGGUGAUUUGCCUGGGCUGUGAUUGACUGCAACGGAGAACAUUGUCUCUGCUGAAGUCGCCGCCGAAUUGUAACGCUUGCGACGAAGCCCCCACUGCAACUUUGAGGGAAGGUUUACCCAUGCACGAGGUUCGGCCUGUGCCAGGCGAAAGCAUGAAAGUCAAAUCGCAGCAAAUUCGAGAGGGAAUAUGAUGCUGCGCGAAAGGCAGUUUCGGAUUGGCUUCUAGAAAACCGUUGGAGGGGUUGGGUUGUGCGCGCCGGCGGCAGACAAGGUUUGCUCAUGGUGGACGAGCGCAAUGAUACCGCGAGAGCGGAAACACGCUGUGAGAUGUGACGAGAUUCGACUCGGUUCGUUAGGAUGGAAAGAAGGGGGGAUUUGGGGGGGGGGGGGGGUAACUAUGCGAGG
Molecule: messenger RNA, 4318 nt
Organism: Diaporthe batatas
Lineage: Eukaryota; Fungi; Ascomycota; Sordariomycetes; Diaporthales; Diaporthaceae
Exons: 2
Coding region: 101-1159 (352 amino acids)
Molecular function (GO): FMN binding
Source: RefSeq, a predicted model, not a curated record